Molecule: messenger RNA, 882 nt
Organism: Cryptococcus amylolentus CBS 6039
Lineage: Eukaryota; Fungi; Basidiomycota; Tremellomycetes; Tremellales; Cryptococcaceae
Exons: 5
Coding region: 138-749 (203 amino acids)
Biological process (GO): maturation of SSU-rRNA from tricistronic rRNA transcript (SSU-rRNA, 5.8S rRNA, LSU-rRNA)
Cellular component (GO): preribosome, small subunit precursor; nucleolus; 90S preribosome
Source: RefSeq, a predicted model, not a curated record
GGAAUUGUAAUAUCACUGCUCGGGCGGGCGCCGGGCGGCCAUCACCGACUUGGAAUUUGCGCACAGUUUUGGUCCAAGGUCUCUCCGAGUUCUAACCAAAGAAGUCAAUAAACUGACAAAACGCACAUUGAUACACCAUGCCUCGAGUCGGCCGUGCCAAAAUCCGUCAUCACGCCGCUGCGGUGGCUGUCCAGAAGAACCAAAGCAACGAUGCUCCCGAGGGUCAGCCGUUUGCUGCUCCUACCCCUGUGGCUAAAGCUGUCGCGGUCAAGGAAGACCGGACAACCAAAAAGUUGAAAGGUUUGAAGGUCCCACCGGAAGGAUUGGAAGCUGGCAAAGCUCCUCACCCUUACUUUGUUCCCUCCAAAUCUCAUCUCAGACGGCAGAAGCGCAAGGCGCGCGAUAUAGCUGGUGGCCUCUCUUCAUUGGAGAAUGCCUUGUCUUCCAUCGCCCCUGAAGCUGCCGUACCCAACCCUCCGGCUUCUCUGGCGAUGAACCAAAAGACGAAGAAAGAUGUGGUCAAGACCAAAGAACAAAGAGAUGAGGAGAGAAGAAAAAGACUGGAAGAAGAGAGAGAGCGCGGAAAGAUUGGAGAAGGCAAAGGCAGGACUCUGGGAGAGAAGAAGAGGAGAGAUAUCAUCCAAGAAAGCGCAAAAAGAAUACCAGCUGUCAUGGGACAUCCAGCCUUCAAGCAAAACCCGUGGGCUGCCAUCAGGGAGCACGCUGGAAACACCUUGGCGCAAAAGUAGCUGAGCGAUUAUGUAGACAACCUGGCUUGACGAGGGCAAGACGAGCGGGGGGGGAGUGUUCCCCGGUCUCUUUGUGUGUAUAUAUUGUACGUAUCAUUCAUAAUAGCUGGUGACAGGAUGCCCACAUUGCAUG